Molecule: messenger RNA, 10908 nt
Organism: Porites lobata
Lineage: Eukaryota; Metazoa; Cnidaria; Anthozoa; Scleractinia; Poritidae
Source: the annotation of a GenBank genome assembly
CCUGGUCGUCCCACUCGUCCUGGUCGUCCUGGUCAUCCCGCCAUUCCUGGUCGUCACGGUCUUCGGCACCGUCUCUGGUCGUCGCUUGUCGGUCGGCCCUGGUCAUCGGUCAUCCUGGUGAUCCUGGAUCAUUAAAUCCUGGUAUCUGGUCGCCGACGCACAGUCGUCGGUCGUUUUGUCGUCCUGGUCGUCCUGGUCGUCUGAUCCGUCACCAAUCACAAUCGUAAAUCCGCAAUUCGUACAUCGGUCGUACCGAAUCGGUCGUCGCCGUUAAAUACAGUGGGUACCUGGUCGCCGUGGUCGGUGCGUCGCGGUGGUCGUGGUCGUCGGUCUGGUCAUGCGGUCGUGCUGUCCCUGGUCAUGUGUGUCGUCCGGGUCGUCCGGUACGCGUCUGAAUUAAAUACGUUGUCCGGGGUCAUCCGACUGCGGCCACGUCCGGUCGUACAGUAAGCCGCAAUUAAAUGGGUCACCGGUAUUAAAUUCGCAAAUACCGGUCAUUGCGGUCUGGCGUAAUGCUCUGGGUCGUCCGGGUGUGGUGUGCAGUCGCCAUUAAAUACAGUGCGUCCUGGUGGUCGUCGCAAUUGCAGACCGGGUCCGUCGUGCAAUUAAAUGCAAUUAAAUGCGGUCUUUGCAUGGUUGUACCGGUCAUGGUUUCUGAAUUAAAUACUGGUCAUUGGUCCGCCGUAUACGGAUAACCGGUCGUCACCGGUGUGUCUGGUCGCGUCACGGAUGCGUCGUAAAUACAGGUCAUCCGCUGGUCGCGGUGUUACAGUGCGUCGCGGUCAUGGGGUACAGUGCGAUGCGGUACAAUUAUACCAUGCGGUCACGUCGUUGCUGGUCAUUAAAGUUGAUUAAAUGCGGUGAUACUGAUCCUUCGUGCCUGGUCGUCCGGUCGUCCGGGCGUGUGCGCUGGUCGUCUCUGGUCGUUUCCUGAUGGUACAGUCGUACCGUUAAAUACAGAAUUAAAUGCAAAUUAAUCAUGAUUUGGCAGGUCGUCCGGUCAUAUACGGUGUCGGUAGUCCUGGCGUACCGAAUUAUUACCAGUUGCCGGUCGUACACCAGUGCGGUCGUGCGGCAAUUAGUCACCGUGCGUCUGGUCGUCUGUAUGCGGUCCGGUCGUGGUCAUCCGGUCGUCGCCUGUUGUCCUGGUUACUGGUCGUCGCAAUUAGUCCUGGUCGUCUCGAUUAAUAUGUGCGUGCGAAUUAAAUACCGAUUAAGUGCGUCCUGGUACCAAUUAAGUAAAUUAAAUCGAUGGUAAAUCGCCCGGGUCAUUCCGGUCGUACGCUUGUUCGUCGCCGUAAAUACAAUAAAUCUCGUCAUGCGGUCGUCCUGGUCAAUCUGUACAGGUAAAUAUCAGUGCCGGUGUCUGGUACAGUGCGUCGGUGGUAGAAAUUAAAUACUGGUAGGUCGUCAUUCCGGUCGUCCUGGUGUCACGAUUAAAUGCAAUUAACCGGUUAAAUACAUGCAAUUAAACCGCAAAAUUAAUAUACGAAUUAAAUGCGGUCGAACAAUUAAAUGCAAUUAAAUGUCGCGAUUAAAUACAGGUGCGGUCACCAGUGCGUACACCGUGGUAAAAUACGGUCGUCACAAUGAUCGCCUGGUCGUCGGUGCGGCCUGGUCGCCGGUGGUCUGGUCGCAAUUAAAUACGGUGUAAAUACAGUGCUGGUAAUCGCCCGUGUUCCGUCACGGUCGGUCUGGUCGUCCUGGUCGUCACAAUUAAAUACGAAUUAAGUAAAUGAUUUGACUUACGUGCAAAUUUACGAAUAAACGGUCGUGGCGAGUUGUCCUAAAUCUGGGUCGCCGGGUAAACGUCUUGCUGAUUCGUUAAUCCCGGUCAUCACAAGGCGUUCGUUAUUUAAAUCGUCUGGUCGUUCCAUGCGGGUCGUCGAUUAAAUACAAGCGGUCGUCGAUUAAAUGCGCCCGGUGUCGGGUUCCGUAUGACGCCUGGUGAUUAAAUGCAAUUAAAUCGUGAUCAUCCGUACAAAUGUGGUCAUCUUGGUCGUCACAAUUAAAUGCACCAAUUGAAAUGCGCUGGUGGGUGCAAGUGCGUCCGGUCGUCGCCCUGGUCGUCUUUUGGUCGAUCGCCCGGUAAAUACAGGUCGUCGCCCGGUCGUCGUCCUUACACCAGUAAAUACAAUUAAUACAGAUGUCACGGUAAAUGCAAUUCAUUUCGUACCAUUAAAUAUGGGUCGUCCCGGUCGUUUCCGCAGGUAUUAAUAAAUUAAAUACGUUAUUAGGUAGUAAAGGCGUCUUGGUGUGCCCGAUUAAACGGGUCAUGCGAUUAAAUGCAAUUAAAUGCAAUUCGGUCGUACGGUGCGUAAAUUAAAUACAGUCGUAUACAAUUAAAUACGGUCGUUUCGAGUAAAUACAGUCGUCCGCGCCGAUUAAAUACGGUCGUACAAUUAAAUACAAUUAAUCACCGGUCGUAGUAAUGCGGUGUUUCCACAAUCUUUAAUAUACGGGUCAAUCCGGUCAUCGCGAAUUAAUACGGUCGUAGCGGUUCGUCGCGGUAAAUGCAAUUAUACGAAGAAUUGGAUUAAAUACAAUUAAAUAGUGCGAUUAAUGCAGGUCAAAAUCGGCCGGUAAGUGUAAAUAAACCAAAUUAAGCCGGUGCCGUCAAGCGGUCGUACAAUUAAAUCCGGUCACGGUGUGAUUAAAUACAGUUAAAUGCCCGUGGUGGUAGUGGUCCUGGUCGUCUGAAUUAAGCCGGUCGUACAAUUAAAAUCCACGGGAAUUAAAUCGCGUAUGGGUGAUACAGGUCGUCACGGGUCGUCGUAAAUGCAUACAGUAAAUGCAAUUAAUGUGGCUGGUCGUCGGUUGUCAGGUGAGCAGUCAUCGGUCGUCACAGUGCAAUUAAAUACCGUAAUUAAAUGCAAUUAAAUACGGAAUUAAAUACGUCAAUUAAAUGCAAUUAAAUACGGGUCGUCACGUCCGUCGGUGCAGGUAAAUAUUCCAGUCUGGUCACCGGGGUUGAAACCAGAUUAUCUGGCGUACCGUGAUUUGUUUAUAGGUAAAUGUCGUCGGUACAUACGUCUGGUCAAUUAAGCGCUGGUUGCCUGGUCGUCUGGUCAUCCCGGUGCAAAAUUAAAUUACUGGUCGUCAGCGUCAUGCCAGUCUUAAUCUGGCGUAAAUCCUGGUCCUUGCGCGUGGUCAUCCCGGUUGUCGUGUACACGGUCGUCGCUUUGGUCGUCGGUCGUCACUAGCCAGGUCGUCUGGUCGUUUCCGGUCGUCGCGUCAAUUUCGAUGGUCAAAUGUAAAUCUGUCGUCCCAGUGCAGGUCAUCGGCGGGUAAAUACAAUCGGUCAUGCCCGGUCAUGCCAGUGCUCAUCGUCUGUCCCGGUCGUCCCUGAAUUAAUGCAUACCAGUGUGCACCGCCAUCGUCUGGUCUGAUCAUUCCUGGUUACCUGGUGUCCUGGUCGUCUCGCCACCAGUGAUUCGCCACCUGGUCGUCCGGUCGUCCUGGUCCGUGAUUAAAUGGUCCGUGUACAAUCCCCGGUAAAUCCUGGUUCUGGUCGUCGACGUCGUCUGGUCGCUGAUUACAGUCAUUUAAUUCGCCCGUAUACAGUAAAUGCAAUUAAGCCAUCCUGGUCGUCGAUUCAUUGUCGUUUCUGGUCAUCCUGGUCGUCCCGUGGUCUGGUCGUAAAUUAAAUAGAUAUGUUCACGAUUUCAUCCUCCACGGUCGUCCUGGUGAUACCGUGCGGUCGUCGCCUGUGCAUGCGGUCGUGCCCGGUCGUCACAAUUAAAUCCUGGUCGUCCCGUCAUCACAAUUAAGUGGUCGUCCGGUCGUCGGGUCAUCCGGUCGAUCGUCCUGGUCUCCCUGUCGUCCUGGUCGUCCUGGUCGUCGCCCGGGUCAUCCCGUCAAUGUCUGGUCCUGGUCGUCGGUCGUCCUGUUGGUCUGGGUCGUCUCGGUCGUUUAAUCCUAUUAUCUGGUGAAUCCCUGAUAAAUACAGGUCGUCGUCGUCACUGGUCAUCGGUGUCCUGGUCGUCGAUCGUCCACCUGGUCGUGGUCAUCCGGUCGUCCCCAUGCUCAUUUGCGUCGUCCUGGUCAAUGCAAUUAAAUAUACAGAUUUGGCCCGGUCACAUCCGGUCAUCCGGUCAUGUGGGUAAUCGGUGGAUCCCGGUUGUCCAGUCGUCGUCGUCAUCCUGUCGCCUGAGCGUGGUCAUCCUGGUCGUCCGGUCGCGUAAAUACUGGUGCCGGUCAGAUUAAGUGUGGUCGUCCCUGGCGCUGGUCGUCAUAUAAGCAUGCCUGGUACAUGCGUUCCGGUUGUCGUCCGCAAUUAGUCUAAAUCCUAUAAAUACCAAUUAAAUCAUGCGGUCGUCUGGUGAUUUUCGCGUACUGGUGUCCUGGUCACCGGGUCGCCGGUCGUCUGGUCCGGGUCGUCUGAUCGGGUAAUUGGUCCGGUCGUCUCUGGUCGUCCAUAAUCCUGGUCGUAAAUACAGUGGUCGUCCUGGUCCGAGUCGUCCAUAACAGUCGCCAGUCGCGUAAAUUAAAGUGUCCUGGUCGUCCGGUGUCCCAAUGCUACGGUCGUCACAGCCGUGAAAUCUGGUGGUCCGGUCGCCGGCCUACUGAUCUGCGUGCAUACCAGGUCGUCGGUUAUCUCAUCGUCAUGAGCCUGUCAUCCUAUUACAUGCAAUAAAGUGCAUCCCGGUCAGUCGUCCUGGUCUCGUCGCUAAUUCGCCCGUAAAUCAUUAGUCUGCGGUCAAGCGGCCGGUCGUCCGUAAUCUCUGGGGUCGGCGCAAUUCCUGGUCAAUACAAUUAAUCGCUGGUCAUGCCGCCGGUCAUGGUCCUGGUCAUCCUGGUCCUGUCGCUGGUCAUCGUCCGUGGUCAUCCCCGGAUCCUUGGCAUCCUGGUCGUCCUGGUCAUCGGUCGUCGCCCAUCGUCCUGGUCGUCACGGUCAUGCUGGUCGUCCUGGUCGGUUGCAUCGUCUGGUCGUUUCUGUCGUCGUCAUCCGGGUCAGCGCUGAAUUAAAUCGGUCGUCGGGCGGUGCGUCGCUGGACGUAAAAUGAUGUCGUCGUCCUCUGGUCAUCGCGUCGUUACCAGGUCGUCGUCAUUCGGUCCGGUCGGUCAAGUCCGGGUCCCGUCAUCCUGUGGUUCGCUGGUCAUUUAUCCCUGGUCGUCCUGGUCAUCUGGUCGUACGGUCGUCCUGGUCGUCGGUCGUCCUGGUCGUCCUGGUCGUCCUGGUCGUCGGUCGUCGGUCGUCCUGGUCGUCCUGGUGUCCUGGUCGUCGGUCGUCCCUGGUCGUCCCUGGUCAUCCUGGUCGUCCUGGUCGUCGGUCAUCGUCAUGGUCGUCCGGUCGUCCGGUGUGUCUUCCUGGUCAUCGGUCAAUUAAUCCUGGUGUCUGGUCGUCCUGGUUCCUGGUCGGUCCAUGUCCUGGUCCUGGUCGUCCUGGUCGUCGGUCGUCCGUGGUCAUUAAGUCCUGGUCAUCUGGUCUGCGGUCGCCUGGUGCCGGUCGUGUGGUCGUCGGUCAUGCAGUCGUCGUACAGUCGUGUCGUAAAUGCCUGGUCGUCGGUCCUGGUGUCCAUGGUCAUGCGUCGGUCGUCCGGUCGUCUGGUCGUCGGUGUCUGGUCGUCCUGUCAUGCCGGUCGUCUGGUCCCGGUCAUCCUGGUCGCAGUCACAGAUUAAAUCGUCCUGCGGUCAUCAUCCUGGUCGUCCUGGUCAUCCGGUCGUCAUCCCUGGUCAUUGUCGAUUAUAAUUUCGGUGCCGGUCGCAUCGGUCGUCCUGGUCGUCGUCGUCACCCAGUCGCGCUUGUGCGGGUCUGUCAUCGGGUCGUUAAAUCCUGUCAUCCAGUGUCAAUCGUGUUUGGUGCGUCCUGGUCAUCGCCUGGUCGUCCGGGUCGUCACAAUAAUCCAAUUAAAUCGGUCGUCUGGUUGUCCUGGUGGUCAGUGGUCGAUUCCUGGUCGUCGCGGAAAUGACGUCGCCCGUCGGUCGUCGUCCACGGUCGUCGCGUCAGUCCUGGUCAUCCCGGUCGGUCUGUGGUCGUCCUGAUGCCGGUCGUCUGGUCGUCCUGGUGAUCCUGGUCGUCCCUGGUCGUAACAGGUCGUCCUGGUCAUUCGGUCGUCCCGAUUAAAUCCUGGUCGUGCCGGUCGCUCCGGUCGUCCUGGUCCGUACAAAAAUCCUCGCGGCGGUCAUCACUGGUCGUCAUACGAUAAAGUCAUCGCGGUCGUCACUGGAAAUGCGGCUGGUCGUCUUAAAUACGAUUAAAUCCUCGGUCGUCGUCAUGAGUCGUCCUGGUCGUCCAAAAUGUCCUGGUCGUCGUCCCAUCAAUCCCGGUCGUCCUGGUCGUCUCGUCCCUGGUCUGGUCGUAAAUCCUGGUCAUCCUGGUCAUCCUGGUAAAUGCCGGUCGUCACCGUGCGAUUAUCAUGGCUGCACGUCUGUCCUAGUCGUCUGGUCGUCGUCCGAUUAAAUGGUCGGAAUUAAUCCUGGUGUGGUCGUGGUCAUGCCGGUGCCAUGCCGUGUUUGGUCGUCCGCGUGGGUACCUCGUCUCCUUGGUCAUCCCGUCGUCCUGAGUGUCGAUGAUUAAAUCAAUUAAAUGGCUGGUAAACGCCGGGUCGUCUGGUCGUCUGGUUGUCCGCGGUCGUCCUGGGUCGCCGUCGUCGGUCGAUUAAAUGUUUGCGUCCCGGUCGUCCCUCGUCCUGGUCGUCCGGGUCAUCCUGGUGGUCGGUCCGCCCAUCUUCCUGGUCGUCCGGUGACCAGGGGUAUACGUUGUCGCUCGCCCGGUCAAUUAAGUCCGGUCGUCACUCAGCCCAGGUCGUCUCGCUUGGUCAUGGAAUUAAAUCCUGGUCGGUCCUGGUCGUCCCGGUCAGCCACCAGGUCGUCGUCGGAUUAAUACAAGUCGUCAGGCAUCCCGGUUAUCCUGGUCGUCCUGGUGCCGUCGGUCGCCGUCAUCCCUGGUCGUCCCUGGUCUGGUCGUCGUUUGUGGUAAAUCCUCGUCGCCGUCCAGAUUAAAUCGCCGGGUCAUCCCGGUCAAUUAAAUGCGAUUAAAUCGCGGCGGUCAAUUAAUACUGGUCGUCAGUCAAAUCGCCGCACACUUGUCCUCGCCCGGUCGUCCUAAGCCGUCGGUAAAUGUCCUGGCCGCCAACGGUCGUGGUCGUCGGUCCUACUGGUCGUCCUGGUCGUUUUGGUCAAUUGUCUGGUCGUCUGGUCGUCUCGGUCGUCACAGAUCAUCAUCUGGUCAUUGGUCAUCCUGGUCAUUGGUGGUCGUCGGUCGUCCUGGUCGUCCAAUUGUCCUGGUCGUCUGGUCGUCCCGGUCGCCCUAAAAUUAAAGGUACAAAUUAAAUCCGGUCAUUUCUGGUAAUCCUGGUCGAUACGGUCGUCGUCGUCACCGCGGAUAAAUACAGGUCGUGCCUGGUCGUCUGGUCGUCGUCUGGUCGUAAAACUGGUCGUCGUCGUCCGGUUGUCCUGGUCAAUCGUCGCAGAUUAAAUGGGUCGUCAUGGUGCCUGGUCGUGCGGUCUGGUUGUCGGUCAUCCUGGUCGUCGGUCGUUCCUGGUCGUCGCCGGGUGGCCGCGCGUAAAUACUGGUCGUCUGGUCUUUACUCGGUCAUAACCUGGUCGUCCCGGUAGCAUUUCCGUGAUUAAAUGGUCAUCCCUGUUGGCCGUUAAAUGGUCGUCGUAAAUCCACAAUUCAGGUGUACGGUCGUCCUGGUCGUCACGUCGAAAAUAUUGAUAAAUCGUCGGUCGUCAUCGGUCGUCGCCGUCAUCACGGUAAAUCGCCCGGGUGGUCCCGGUCAUCUGUUCCGUCGUCCUGGUCGUCACCGCGUAAAACCGUCCUGGUCGCUCAAUGAUGUCGCCCUGGGUCGUCGUUACGUCGGUCAUCGUCUGGUCGUACCUUGGUCGUAGCGGUGUCCUGGUCGCCCUUCGAUCUUCCUGGUCGUCGUGGUCGUCCUGGCCAAUUCCAGGUCGUCGUCAAAUUGCUGUCUGGUCAUGCGGCUCGUCCUGGUCAUCCUGGUCGUCGGUCGUCCUUGGUCGUCCGACAGUCGUCUGGUCAUGCCGGUUGAUCUGGUGUCUUGUCUUUUGGUCAUCGGUCGUCCUGGUCGUGCGGUCGUACCUGGUCAUCCCUGGUCGGCGGUGGUAAAAAAUUAAAUCGCGUCGUCUGCCGUCGUCAUCCUGGCGGUCCCUGGUCAAUCUGAAUUAAAUACAAAUCGUGGGCACAGGUCGUCUGGUGAUGCAAUUAAAUACCGGUCGUCCGGUCGGUCGCGCUGAUUAUUCCCGGUAAUCGUCCUGGUCGUCCCUGGUCGUCCUCAUCGUCGCUGGCAGCGUCGUCCUGAAUUAAUCCUGGUCGUCAGUGGUGUCCUGGUCGUCCUGAUACGGUCGUCCUGGGUCCCGUCGGUCGCAAACAAUCGUCGUUAAAUGGUGACAGGUCAUGUCUGUCGUCACUGGUAAGCCUGGUCACAAUUAAGAACCAUGCAAUUAAAUACGGUCGUAAAUGGUCGUCCUGGUCGUCCGGUCGUGCGGGUAAUCCUGGUCCGGUCUGAAUUAAAUCGCCUGCGUCAAUUAAUGGUCGUCCUGGUGGUCACCAGUCGCCGGUCGUGUGCUGAAUGCGUCACAAUACAAUCGGUGCGUCCCAUAAAUGCAAUUAAUCUGGUCAUCGCUGGUCGUCUGGUCCAUCCUCGGUCGUCCUGGUGUCAUCCAUAAAUCCAGGUCGUCGCGGUUACAGUCGUCCUGGUCGUCUGGUCAUGCGGUCGUCGUCCCGGCAUCGGUCGUCCUGGUGUCUGGUCAUUUCUGGUGGUCAUCCUGUCGUCUCCAUCCAUUAAAUCCGUUGGUCAGCGUCCUGGUCGUCCCGGUGUCGUCUGGUCGGCGCGCAGUAAAUGCAAUCGUCCUGGUCGUCUGGUCGUCCCUGGUCGCCGUAUUUGGUAAUCCUGGUCCGUCCCGGUCAUCCCGUCCUGGGUCGGUCGCGGUUAAGCGUCGUCGCUGGUCAUCUGGUCAGUUGUCCUGGUCGUCGGUCAAAUGCGGUCGUCUGGUCGUCCCGUGGUCGUCUAAUAAUCCUGGUCAUCCUGAUAAAUCCUGGUUGUGCGGUCGUCCUGGUCAGUCAUCAGUCCCGUGUACGGUCGAAUUAAAUCCUGGUCGUCGUCCACGGUCAUCCCUAGUUCCUGGUCGUCAGAUGGCCGGUCGUUAUCCUGGUCGUCCGGUGUCAUCGGUCUGCCAUCCUGGUCGUCACUGGGUCGUGCAUUACCGCCAUUGGUCAUCUGGUGAUCCUGGUCUUCCCGUCAUCCGCUGUCGUCCUGGUCGUCAAGUCCUGGUCAUCCUGGUCGUCCUGGGUCAUCCUGGUCAUUCUCGGUCAUCUCUGUCAACUCGUCAUCUUUGGUCAUCGCCGUAAAUCCUGGUCACCAGUCGUCGUCAAAUCGUCCUGGUCCUGGUCAUCCUGGUUCUCGUCCCUGGUCAUCCUCAUCCUGGUCAUCCCAGUCAUCCCUGGUCGUCCCUGGUCGUCUGGUGUCCCGGUUGUCCCUGGUCCUGGUCAUUUCCGGUUGUCCUGGUCGUCGUUCGGUCCGUCGUGGUCGUAAAUCCCUGGUCGAUCUGAUCGUCCGUGUAGUCACAUCCCUGGUCUCCUUGGUCAUCCCUAGUGGAUCAUCUCUGGUUGUCCUGGUCGUCCUGGUCUCGGUCGUCCCUGGUCGUCUGGUUAUCUAUUUCGUGUCCUGGUCAUCCUAGUCAUCCUGCGGUCAUUUUUAAAAAUUCGUCAGCCCACCACUGGUCUUUGGAUCGUCCGGUCCGUCGGUCUGUGCCGUGGCGGUCGUCCUGGUCGUCGGUCAAAUCUCCGGUCCUGGUCGGUCAUCCUGGUCGUCCUGGUUAAAUCCUGGUCGUCCCGGUCAUCCCGGUCGUCCUGGUCGUCACUGGUCGUCCCUGGUCUCCCUGGUCAUCCCGGUCGUCGGUCGUCGGUCGUCGGUCGUCGGUCGUCGGUCGUCGGUCGUCCCGGUCAUCCCUGGUGCAUCCCUGGUCACUUUAGGUCGUCCUGGUCGUCGGUCGUCCCUGGUCGUCUGGUCGUCCUGGUCAUCGGUCGUCCCGUCGUCCCUGGUCGUCCCUGGUCGUCCUGGUCGUCGGUCGUCCUGGUCAUCCUGGUCGUCCUGGUCGUUCCUGGUCGUCGGUCGUCGGUCGUCCUGGUCGUCCUGGUCGAUCCUGGUCGUCGGUCGUCGGUCGUCAUGAUCUGGGUCGUCCUGGUCCAUCCCUGGUCGUCCCUGUCGUCCCUGGUCGUCUGGUCAUCCCGGUCGUCCCUGGUCGUCCCUGGUCGUCCUGGUCGUCUGGUCGUCCCUAAGGUCGUCGGUCGUCCUGGUCGUCCCUGGUCCCUGGUCCCCUGGUCGUCCUGGUCGUCCCACGGUCAAAUCUGGUCGUCCUGGUCGUCCUGGUCGUCAUGCCUGGUCGUCAUGGUCAUCGGUCAUCCUGGUGUCGUCACUAGUGCAUCCGGUCGUAUGGUCGUCACAGGGUCAUCCACUGGUCAUGGUCGUCCGGGUAAAUCCUGCAUCUGUUCCGGUCCGUCAUGGUCGUCUGGUCGUCCUGGUAGUCACGAGUCGGAUCGUACCUGGUCAUCGUCUGGUCAUUCCUGGUUGUCCUGGUCGUCGGCCGCUGGGUCAUCUUUGGUCGCGGUCGUUGUCCGUUCGUCGGUCAUCCUGGUCAUGCCAGUCAUCCUAACGUCGGGUCGUCGUGGUCGUCUAAAUCCUGGUGUCAUCUGGUCGUCCUGGGUCAUCGGUCCGAUAAAUCCCCGGUCGUCCUAGUCAUCCCGUCUUCCUGGUCGUCUGGUCGUCUGUCGUCGUUGAUCGUCACUUUUGUCCUGGUCGUCGAUUAAAUGCAGGGUCGUACAUGGUCAUGGGUCCGUCAUCCUUGGUCAUCCCUAGUCAUCUUGGUCAUCCAGGUCGUCCUCGUGCGUCGGUAGUUUGUCAUCCUGGUCGUCGGUCGUGGCCCGGGCGUCUCGGUCGUCCUGGG